AUGUUUGCGGCUGACUAUAGAACGUAUAUACCUGAUGAUUUACAGUUGGGUUCGAACUGUGUAUUAGAAACAUCAGCCGUCCAUUUCAAUAACAAAGUGCUCGUUCAGAUAAGGUUUAAUGGUGAACUCGAUCAAUGCCUCGAGGUCACGUCGAGGGGUUUACCUGCCAGCAGUUUCGAGGCGACCAAACUUUACGACGAAGUUUUUCAAAAUAGCUCUCAACAAAAAGAAGAAAAUAAAAACUACGAAUUUGACAAUGACGAUGAUAGUUUUACACUUGCAGAGGACUAUUUGUCCAAUUUUCAAAUUUCGACGAGAUUAGGUGAUUCGAAUGAUAUGAAGCUACCAAUAGUGUGCUCUCAGAUUGCAGAACUAUACUAUAAAGUUAUCUUUCCCUCCAAUGCAGACAAACUACGAGAUGUAGCUCCGACUCGAGACUUUGUCAUUUCGCUGAGUGGCAAGUUCUUCAGGAAGAGCUCAACGGAUAACGACUUUCGGAUACUCCUGCACAUACUGCAGGCCAUCAGAAGCAUGUACACUUGA
This is a messenger RNA of Lachancea lanzarotensis, 543 nucleotides long. RefSeq names its product LALA0S06e02938g1_1 (gene IRC25). Lineage: Eukaryota; Fungi; Ascomycota; Saccharomycetes; Saccharomycetales; Saccharomycetaceae. Bases 1 to 543 code for a protein of 180 amino acids. The transcript has a single exon. The record is from RefSeq and is a predicted model, not a curated record.